UAUUUGGUUCAUGUAAAGUCGGUAUCACUACCUGAUAAAGAGGCAUUCAUGGCUUUCUUACUCGAUAAUUCUUUAGUGAAGUCUUAUCGGAUUUUCGCUUGCUGGGCAUUAUUUAUAAAGGAACGUUUUUGGAAAAUUGUUAAUAUAAAAUGUCUUAUUUUAAGCGUAUAAGGCAACCAAAAAUGACAACUCAAGCUCUCUUAGAAUUCGAUUUGGGAGAAAGUUCGUCAGAUAGUGAUUUCAGAAUAGAAGAUCAUGAUAGUGAAGAGGAAGAUCAAGACAGUAAUGAUGCAGUAAAUUCUUCCGACAAUAGCACGGAUGGUAAUGACAGUGAAUCGGAAGAUUUGUCCAAUGAACAUGAAAGUGAUAAUUUCACCGAAAAUCUAAAUAAAUCUUUAAUUGAUCAUGGCUCCGAACCACAACUCAAUGGUUUUAAAGAAAUAUCGAAAGUUCUGCAAAAACUAGACACUAAUAGAUAUAUAGAACCUAAAGUACCAAUAAAGCCUAUAUGUUGUGUUUGCUUGGGAGAUCGAAGUGAUGACUCAAAUGAGAUCAUUGAAUGCGAUGGGUGUGGAGUAUCUGUACAUGAAGGCUGUUACGGUGUGAAUGAUAAUGUAAGCAUCUCGAGCACUAAUUCUACAUGCUCAACAGAACCGUGGUUCUGUGAAGCUUGCCGUGCCGGUGUUUCGGAACCCAUUUGUGAACUAUGUCCAAACAAAGGUGGAAUAUACAAAGAAACGGAUGUCGGGAAGUGGGUACAUCUAAUUUGUGCCCUAUACAUUCCAGGAGUUGCUUUUGGUGAAGUUGACCAGCUCUCCUCUGUUACUUUAUUUGAAAUGCCCUAUAGUAAGUGGGGGGCAAAAGUUUGUACACUAUGUGAAAACUCACGUUUUGCCAGAACGGGUGUUUGUAUCGGAUGUGAUGCCGGCAUGUGCAAGACAUACUUUCACGUAACUUGUGCCCAGACUUCUGGUUUUCUAACCGAAGCACAUCAUGAAGAAGCUGAGGCGGCCGACCCUUUUUUUGCCCAUUGUAAAGUGCAUUCGGAGAAAGAAAUGAUGAAACGUCGUAAAAGAAAUUACCAUAACCUUCGCUUAAACAUGCAACAAAAGUUGAAUGAAAAAAUUAUAUUAAAGCAUGACGAUCCUUGUCCAGCACAAUUACGUAUACAUCGAAAACUCUUAAAGUACCAAGCUAAGUAUUCGAAUAACAAGAAAUUGAAGCCUGAUCCGUGGGUACCAACCCAAAAGAUGUCAAGGCUGUUAACAACUUCCGCCUCGGCAUGUAAGCGUUUAUUAGCCAAGGCCAAUAUAAUGGCGGUUGAUGUCGAACUACUUGAACGCCAAGAAGCGCAGAUUGCAGCAUUAUCAGAUAUUCGUAAAAAAUGGCACAUAGCUCCUGCAUUUAGUGUGGAAUUUAUUGGUUAUUACCUGGAUCGAAUUUCGCGCACAAAAGAGCUUAAAUCACAGCUUUCUGAAAUGAUGGAAAAUAAUUUUAACCUUUCUCGGGAGCAAGAUAUCCUUCGCACUACCUAUGACGCUAGAUUGGACAAGAAUAAAGAGUUGAAGUCUAAGCAGGAAUCUUUAAUAUUAAAAAUAUCUCAACUUCAUAAAGAAGUCAGCGUUAUGUGCCCAAACAAAAUAUUUCCUAAUCCAACUAAUAUCGGCCACGCCCAAUGCGAGUCUAAUAAAUCUGCGUCAACACCACCUAGUAGACCUAUUUCAGUUCCCACAGCUGCUGCUUUGAAAAUGGGAGUUGGAUUUCCCCUGGCACAUCUUGGCCCUCCAGGUACAAAAGUAGACUCGUCACGGUUGCUCAGCACCCAUGCCAAAUCUUCCCCCAUAGCUAGGGGAGGUGCUUCGUCAGCACCAACUACGCCCACGCUAAAUGUACAGACAUUUGAAUGUGGUAUAUGCAAACGUACUACCGAUCAGCAUUUAUUGGCCAAAUGCGACACUUGUCAAUUACACUAUCAUUUGAGUUGUUUGAAUCCGCCAUUGACACGCCAUCCAAAGAAGUCUAAACUUUACGGGUGGCAAUGUUCUGAAUGUGACAAAUCUGAAGAUUCUGAUGGUGUGUCUGAGAUUCCUAAAGGACCACGUAAGUCACGCACACGUUUUAAUAAGGAUGGUUCAAUUAUUGCUACACAUGUCCCCGAAACGGAAAGUGAUUCUGGACCACCAUCUAAGAGACGGUCAAUAGACAUUUCAACUCUUAAAAACCAGACAGCUAAGAAAAAACUCAAUAUUUCAGUUCCAACUACAAACGAAACUGAUAUAACUACGAAGACUCCACCCAAGAUAACUGGGUUACCGCCGUCAAUUUUGGGCAGAAAAAGUAAAUGCUACGUUCCUUUGCAAAAUAUAAAGAGAAAUCCUCAGUCUCCAGCACAACAACUGCAACCGUCAUCUUCGAAGAAGAGCACAACUCAACAAGCCCAUACCCUAAUUUCUGAUGAGCCUUUGCUUUUGGUAAUGCCGUCUGCUACAAUGCCUCGGGCAAUGGGUCUUAUUCAUACUCCUGAUCAUGAUCCCUUGGCGUUGCCAGUGAAUAGUAAUACUACCGUUUCCUCUAUGGAGGAUUCCUCUGACCCGAAUAAGCAGGCAAGAAAGCAGAAGAGAAAAGAUAAACAUAAAAGCAAACAUAAUAUUUCAUCAGAUACAGAAAAAUCGCCAAACAAGGAGCAUAAACGGAAACGUAAGAAAAAAUUACACGGUCAUGACUCUGAAAAUCCACAUGAAUGCAGUGGAGUUAGCAUUCCAAAAAUUAAAAUCAAGUUUAAAACGUUGCCACUACCAGGCGAAGUUACGCCAGAGGCUCAGUUUUUUUACGUAUCAGCCGAUAUGGUGCGUUCAGCUGAAGAGGCGUCACGCCCUACUUCCGUUGAGACUGUAGAAGAUCUAACACCAAUUUUAUCAGAAGAGAGCCAUGUGGAGAGAGGCAAAUCAGGAACAACAGUUAAUAAUUCACCAGAUGCAACAGUCAUGAAAGUCCCGCUCAUUACCCGUAAAACCAGCCCAAGAAAAACAGCUGGUAAAAGAAAUUUGCAAUUGGCUCACUCAAAAUCUGUCAUAAUGACUCAAUCUUCGUCAAGUCUUGAUUGCUGCAUUUGUAAGGAAGUGGGUGCGAGCAGCAAUAUUGUAACUUGCGAUGAGUGUCGUAAGCACUAUCAUUUUAAAUGCUUAGACCCACCGCUGAAAAAAACACCAAAAAUACGCGGUUACUCAUGGCAUUGUGCUGAUUGCGAUCCUACAGAUGAGGAGAAAAAAUUAUAAUUUUUACCAUUGAUGAGAA
Messenger RNA from Anastrepha ludens (Mexican fruit fly), 3294 nucleotides. RefSeq names its product PHD finger protein 14. The record is from RefSeq and is a predicted model, not a curated record. Bases 150 to 3275 code for a protein of 1041 amino acids. The transcript is spliced from 3 exons. Lineage: Eukaryota; Metazoa; Arthropoda; Insecta; Diptera; Tephritidae. Gene Ontology annotation, biological process: regulation of transcription by RNA polymerase II.